Messenger RNA from Penaeus indicus, 789 nucleotides. RefSeq lists its product as uncharacterized. The record is from RefSeq and is a predicted model, not a curated record. Gene Ontology annotation, molecular function: chitin binding. Bases 10 to 789 code for a protein of 259 amino acids. The transcript has 6 exons. Lineage: Eukaryota; Metazoa; Arthropoda; Malacostraca; Decapoda; Penaeidae. Gene Ontology annotation, cellular component: extracellular region.
GGUGCCGCCAUGGUGACGUCACGCCCACCCGGGGUGCUUCUUACAGUUGCUGUCGUGUUGCUGCGGCUGUUCGUCGGGGUUAUCGCUCAAGCUGAGGACGAGCCAAUCACAAACGGCCUCACAGCAGUUGACAUCAUCAGGCUCGGCGAUGAAGAUGACGACAUGAUAGUUGGUGUUGCUGGCAAUGAUUACCCAACGUACGCUGAAGUUCCGGACACUUCUUUUAGGUGUGAAGACCAGCAGUCCCCAGGUUACUUUGCUGACCAGGAAGCUGAGUGCCAGGUCUUCCACAUUUGCGUCGCUCAAGGUCGUCGGAUUCAGAAGUUCUCUUUCCUGUGUCCCAACGGCACCAUCUUCGAUCAACAGUACCUUGUGUGUGUGUGGUGGUAUAGCUUUGACUGUGCUCAAGCCUCCCAGUUCUACAGUGUUAACGAUGGUGUCUUCAGUGAUACGGGAUCUCCAGCAUCACCUGGUGGAGGCAACGUUGGUAACCCACGACUCUCAGGGGCUACGGGAUCUGUAGGCGGACAACCAGGUUCUCCUAGAGCAGGUGGUUCUGCAGGAUCAGGAAGUGGAUUUCCUAAUCAAGGACUCGGCGGUUCAAAUGGACAACCAGGUUCGUCUGGGGCACUGGAGGUGGAUUCCCCGGUUCGACUGGGGGAGCAGGCACUGGAGGUGGAUUCCCCGGUUCGACUGGGGGAGCAGGCACUGGAGAUGGAUUCCCUGGUUCGACUGGGGGAGCAGGCACUAGAGGUGGACGCCUGGUUCGACUGGGGGAGCAGGCACUAG